AUGGAUUCGUCGGAAAAGGGAUCGCUGGCGACUGGAAGGUUUAGGAUAUGGGGAUAUAUGUUUCUAUGUUUUUGUGUUUUUGGGAGGGUGGGUUUUUUUCUCGGAGGAGGAGAGGGUGAAGGUGAAGGUGAAGAAGGUUUGAAAGAGGCGGGAAAGGGGGUUCUAAAGGAUGGAGUUGAUGUAGAAGAAGGAAAGGAAAAGGAAAGGGAAAAGAAAGAGAAAGAGAAAGAAGAAAAGAAAAAGGAAAAGGAAAAGAAAGAGACAGAGAAAAAGGGAAAGGUUGGAUAUAAUUUCGAAGGGUGGGAGUGUAAGGGUGAAGGGGUUUAG
Botrytis porri is the source of this 327-nucleotide messenger RNA. RefSeq lists its product as uncharacterized. The transcript has a single exon. Bases 1 to 327 code for a protein of 108 amino acids. The record is from RefSeq and is a predicted model, not a curated record. NCBI's taxonomy places the organism in Eukaryota, Fungi, Ascomycota, Leotiomycetes, Helotiales, Sclerotiniaceae.